AAGAAAAAAGUCUUAUCUCGUGAGUACAAAUGAUAAACCGCACACGUGGCAAUCACGUGGCGACCCAUCAUAUCCAUCCUCUCUCUCUCGCUAGACUUGCCGUGGAAUCUCCGAAACGGCGACCGACAACCACCUCCCUCCCCCUCAACACCUGAUUCUCCUCCACCUUCCGCCGUUUUCUCAUCUUACCUGUCCCUAAAAUCACCACCUUCACUACCCUCCCUACAUUUUUUAGUGUUUAGUGUUUUCGUAUAUUAAUUUAGGAUCCGUAAAUCGAUAUUAUUUGCAAAAAAAUGAUGGGCUAUGAGAGCCACCAGGGCUCGGAACAGGCCCGUCUCUACGCAUCCAAAGAAGAAAUGGAGUCCUUGGUCCUCAACGACGACGCCGCCGUCCCACCCCAUCCGCUCUCCUCAUCUCCUCCCUUGGCCCAAAUCCCCACCAACCACGACUCUGACACUGAUCCACUGCGCUCUUCUCCAUCCCCCCUCCUGCACCCUCAGAGUCAAACUCAAAACCCUGACCCUCACUCCUUCAUUCUCGAACCUCCGUCUUACGCCGACGCCGUCUUCCGAUCCUUCGACGCCUCCUCCGAGAUCAACGGCCAUGACCUCUCCACCUCCUCCCCCUCCGCCUCCUCUCCCUCAUAUUCCUCCUCAGAUUUUCUUAAAAUAUCCGUCUCCGAUCCUCAGAAGGAGCAGGACAUCGCCACUUCACUUGUCCCCGGCGGUACCUCUUAUUUUACUUACUUAAUUAUCACGCGCACCAACAUACCGGAGUUCAACGGUACUGAAUUUAGCGUCCGGAGGAGGUUCCGAGAUGUGGUUACGCUCUCCGACCGGUUGUCAGAGGCUUACCGAGGGUUUAUUAUUCCGAUUAGGCCGGAUAAGAGCGUGGUGGAGAGUCAGGUGAUGCAGACGCAGGAUUUUGUGGAGCAGAGGAGAGCGGCAUUGGAAAAGUAUUUGAGGAGGUUGGCCAAGCAUACGGCCAUUCGGAGGAGUGAAGAGUUGAGGUUGUUUCUGGAGUCGCAAGGAAAGCUGCCGCUGAUGAAACCUACGGAUGUUGCGUCGAGGAUGUUGGAUGGGGCGGUGAAGCUGCCCAGGCAGUUGUUUGGCGGGGAGGUUGUUGCGGGAGUGGUGGAUGUGAAUGAGGUGGCCCAGCCUGCAAAAGGUGGGAAGGAUUUGCUGAGGCUUUUUAAGGAGUUGAAGCAAAGCGUUACUAAUGAUUGGGGUGCAACGAAGCCAGCUUUGGUAGAGGAGGACAAGGAAUUUAUGGAGAGGAAAGAUAAGUUGCAGGAAUUGGAACAGCAGCUCAGCAAUGUCUCUCAGCAGGCUGAAGAGCUUGUGAAAGCUCAGCAAGACAUUGGAGAAACAGUUGGGCAAUUGGGCCUGGCUCUAGUCAAGUUAACUAAGUUUGAGACCGAGGAAGCUGUUUACGAUUCCCAAAGAGUGCGAGCAGCUGACAUGAAGAAUGUUGCAACUGCUGCUGUCAAAGCUAGCAGACUAUAUCGGGAAUUGAAUUCACAGACUGUCAAGCAUUUGGAUAAGCUGCAUGAAUACCUCGGAGUGAUGUUAGCUGUCAACAAUGCAUUUUCAGACCGAUCAAAUGCUCUAUUGACUGUUCAGACCCUUUUAUCUGAGUUGUCAUCAUUAAAUUCAAGAAUUGAAAAGCUUGAAGUUGCUUCAUCUAAGAUAUUUGGUGGAGACAGGGCUAGAAUCCGGAAAAUAGAAGAGUUAAGGGAAACUGUAAGGGCUACGGAGGAUGCCAAAACUUGUGCUAUUGCAGAAUAUAAACGAAUAAAGGAGAACAAUAGAAAUGAGCUAGACAGAUUAGACAGGGAGAGGCGUGAAGACUUCUUGAGCAUGUUGAAAGGAUUUAUUGUUAAUCAGGCAGGAUAUGCUGAGAAAAUGGCCAGUGUAUGGGAGACGGUUGCAGAAGAAACAAGCGGAUAUGUGAAAUGCACUAGCUGAAGAGCUGGCUGUAAAUAUUUCCUUUUCCAACUUCCUUUGUACUUCAGUCAUGUACACUAGUUAAUGGAGUCACUUAUUCAUCGCAUGGUGGAAGCUAUAUACUUGUAUCAGCUUUUGAUUGUUACAUGUAAAAUCGGUGGAAGUGUGCUUAAGAGAUUCAGUUUUGCUGUCUUGUACACCAAACUGGUUGUCACAAGAAGUGACGAAACAAAUUUUGUUUUUGGCUGGUGCUACUUUGUGUUUGAGAGGAAGGUUGUGUACACUCUGUAGUGGUUCUCCUAAGAUAUUUGUUUUCUA
Messenger RNA from Coffea arabica (coffee), 2264 nucleotides. The record is from RefSeq and is a predicted model, not a curated record. Lineage: Eukaryota; Viridiplantae; Streptophyta; Magnoliopsida; Gentianales; Rubiaceae.